Molecule: messenger RNA, 465 nt
Organism: Cercopithifilaria johnstoni
Lineage: Eukaryota; Metazoa; Nematoda; Chromadorea; Rhabditida; Onchocercidae
Source: the annotation of a GenBank genome assembly
AUGUUGCCUUACAUUCACUUUCAAAAACGUCUUGUAUCUUUGCCGUGCUACUUUACUAUACGUCAUGGAUCAUCAGCUACACCUGCACCGGGCCGUAUUUAUUCACAGAGACAUUUAUUUGAAGUGAAAAAAACCAUGUUAAAGGCGAACAAUCCGGACAAAUAUGCGUUAGCAUCGGAUUUCUUGGCACAUCGGGCUGAUUGUCCAAAAGAGUACAAACCAGUCGAACCUCCAGGUCGAAGCAUCACCCCUUCUCCGCAAGAGAAAAAACUUCUCGUUUUAACUAGGAUGUAUAAACAUGAGUCGGAUAUUCCGGAAUCCAUCAGUGAAGUGCGUAUUGCAGUAAUGAAAGAACGUCUAAAUUUUGUGGUAUCAGUUUUCUAUGUGGCAACAUUGUUUAUUGCACUUUUUAUAACGGUAAAGGCAAAACGCCGCAUAAUGACUAUGGUUGUGGGCGACUCUUAA